AUGGCAGAACAGACGAGUUCACGAUCAAAGUCGGUCUGCACCAAGGGUCAGUACUUAGUCCCUUGUUUGAAGGUAAACACCAAGAAGACUGAAGUUAUGGCAAGUAGCAGGAGGGAUGUGGAAGUGAACAUCAAAGACAAGGACAAUGCUAGGCUCAAGCAGGUUCAGGAGUUCAAAUACCUUGGAGUGACCGUAGAUACCAGAGGAGGGUCGCAAGUGGCUCGAAGAGCUAGAGUGGCAGCAGCAUGGAACAAGUGGAGAGAACUGUCAGGUGUUAUCAGUGACAGGAAGAUGCCUAGGAAACUCAAGGUGAAGCUAUACAGCACUAUAAGACGACCUGUGCUCCUAUAUGGGGCAGAAGUAUGGACAAUGGGAAAGAAGGAGGAGAGGAUACUGGAAGCGACAGAAAUGAGGACGUUGAGAAGAAUCAAAGGCGUGACGCUGAGAGAAAGGGAAAGAAGUGCUGACAUCAGGAGAGAACUGGAAGUGAGUGACAUCAACGAGAAGGUCAAGAAGAUAAGAAUGAGAUGGUACGGACAUGUGAAGAAAAGAGAAGGAGGACAUCUAGCAAAAGUGGCUAUGGAAAGUAUAGCACCAGGAAGAAGGCCGAGAGGAAGACCAAAGAAGAGAUGGAGAGAUAACGUGAGGGAGGAUAUGAGCCCCUUCGGCGUGCGUCCGGAAGAGGCCCUGGAAAGAGAGACUUGGAGACGGAAGACCGGGCGGCUGACCCUGCAGGGCAGCCUCAAGGAGUCAUAA
This is a messenger RNA of Penaeus chinensis, 756 nucleotides long. RefSeq lists its product as uncharacterized. The transcript has 2 exons. Lineage: Eukaryota; Metazoa; Arthropoda; Malacostraca; Decapoda; Penaeidae. The coding region runs from base 1 to 756 and encodes 251 amino acids. The record is from RefSeq and is a predicted model, not a curated record. Gene Ontology annotation, biological process: regulation of DNA-templated transcription.